Messenger RNA from Necator americanus (New World hookworm), 996 nucleotides. RefSeq lists its product as uncharacterized. The record is from RefSeq and is a predicted model, not a curated record. The transcript has 11 exons. NCBI's taxonomy places the organism in Eukaryota, Metazoa, Nematoda, Chromadorea, Rhabditida, Ancylostomatidae. The coding region runs from base 1 to 996 and encodes 331 amino acids.
AUGAUAUUCUCCAUGAGAAUACGCUUGAAGCGGCCAAGAAUUUAUUUCUACUUUCUUACAGCGGUUGUAACGAUUGCACUCUAUGUUCAUUUCUUCUCCGUGACUCCUCCUUUAGAAAAAGAAGUGGCACUUGAAUUGGCGGAUUUUUACAAGCUGUCUAUAAAGAAAUAUGGACAAUUUAGAGUUCUUGAUGAAUUGUGUAUCGAAGAAGGUUGUUUUUUUGUCAGAGAUGCUCUUCUGAUGUCUUUGGUUGGGUUGCCAAUUGAGAGGCAGCUGUUGUUGACAAAUCCCAUGAGGAUUAAAGCAGCAGCAAUCCUUGAAAUACCCAAAGAAACAGUUCUCAGUCGCACGGACAGCCGAAAUUGGAAUAUGGUCACGAAGUAUAUUCCUAGAGGAAGUUUGGAGCAUGCAAUGAUUGAGGCUGCCUUAUUAAAUGGAGGCCUUCUUCUCAACACCAGAACAAAGACGGAUGUGUUGAUUGUCGGUAUUGGGAGUGGAGUAAUAGCUAACUACAUUCAGUACAAAUAUAGAUGGUCCAAAAUUACUAUGAUUGAGAAACACGAAACAAUGGCCAGAUUCCUUCUGAAGUGGUUCCAACUGCAUCCUAAUAAAAAUUUCAAGAUAACUGCAGGUGAUACGCUAGAUAUGAUUCGGAAGUUUGCACAAGAAGGUGCUAAAUACCAUGUGGUAUUUUUCAACAUCUGUAUGAUGUCUUUCCAUCGACUUCCUUGUCCGACCGUAAAGGAUCUUCCGGACGACAUAAUUCAGAGCAUCGCAAAAAUGGUUGAUCACACAGGAACAUUUGUAAUUAAUCUGAUGACAGAUGGUGUGGACGCAGAGUCAGCAUAUAAGAGACAAAAACACCGGCUAGAAAGGUAUUUUAAUGAAUGUCUUUUACUGAAGCCAGUAAGAGUGUAUAAUAAUGUACUCUCGUGCUCGCAAACGUUUCAUAACCUUACCAUACUUACCGAAGUUAGAAAAUUUUUGGAAGCCUGA